AUGGAACUCGUUUGGGCAUGGAAUCACCCAGAGAGAUCAGAAGGUCAUGCUCAUAUUUGGUUCUGUGUUUAUACAGUAAUCGGAAUAAGCGGGUUUCUUGCAAACCUCUUGGUGCUCAUUGUAUUCAAACACCUCAAGUUAUCUUCAACUGACCGAAACAAAGUGACUACUACGUUGAUAAUCCAUCAAUCCAUUAUUGACCUGAUUUCAAGUAUAGUAUUUCUUCCCUUUUACACAAUUCCCGAGGGGUGGCUGAUCCUGGACGAUUGGGCAGGCAGCAUAUUUUGCAAAUGUCGGUCAAUAUUCUGGAUUUUGGCGGGAUCUUCCACUGGCAAUAUAGUUUUAAUCGCCAUCGAACGAUACUUUGCGAUCGUACAUCCAAUCAAACAUUACGUACAUUUUAGGAAAGGAACUGUUUUGAAGAUUUUGCCACAUGUGUACAUAUACGGAAUCGUAAGCUGUGUACAUUUAGCGUUUAUUGCUGACCUGAACGAAUUCUACUAUUGUGAAUAUUACUGGAAUAAAAUCCAAAUUCAGAAACUUGGCGGGAUUCACGCUCUCUUAUUUAUGUAUAUACUUCCAACUGUUAUUAUUGUAUUCGCUUACGGAAAAAUUGUUUACAAACUGUAUGUAAAAAGACUCCGGGGGCCUAGAUGUUUUAACAAUCGACGAGAUGAAAACCAGAGAAAUAUCAUUGUUACGUUCAUUAUUGUUUCAAUUGCGUACAUGGUGUGCUGGACUCCGGAUAUGAUUCUUUAUUUUGUAUAUAACUUAACGGGGGGUGAGAAGCCGCCAAAUAUGAGCAGUGGUAAUUUGCAUCGUUCAACCGUGUUGCUGUCCGUCAGUAAUGUGGUAGUUAACCCCUUCAUCUACGCAUUAAAAUACAAACUAUUCAGAAAAGGAUUAAUCAAAAUUUUUAGAAAACAAGACGGUUAAAUCCAAAAAAAGAAGGUUUUAUUAGAAAUAAACCAGAGCAAGAGCGCAGACCUGUUUUGAAAGGUUGGGCGAAGGGGGAAGGGACAUUCCAUAAGACCACACCCAGGGGUUAAUUUUUUUUGGAGGGGGUGGGGGCGCCUGCGACGCGCUCCAACCCCCGAUAUCACAAACAUUUUUUUUUCUUUUUGGGAUAAUUGUUUUAUAGAUACUCAAUUCCUUAGAAAGGUGAUCAUACGAUUCCAACUAGCCUGGUGUGCGACGGAGUAUAGUAUAGUAGG
Anneissia japonica is the source of this 1214-nucleotide messenger RNA. Its product is annotated as QRFP-like peptide receptor. Gene Ontology annotation, cellular component: membrane. The record is from RefSeq and is a predicted model, not a curated record. Gene Ontology annotation, molecular function: G protein-coupled receptor activity. Bases 1 to 936 code for a protein of 311 amino acids. The transcript has a single exon. Gene Ontology annotation, biological process: G protein-coupled receptor signaling pathway. NCBI's taxonomy places the organism in Eukaryota, Metazoa, Echinodermata, Crinoidea, Comatulida, Comatulidae.